ACGAACCCAAACUUUAAAUUUGUAAUUAUCGUAAACAAUUUCAUUUUCGACAAGAAAUACGCUGUAUUUCUCUUUAUAAGAUAUGGGAGAAAAUCCGACUCGAAGACCAAAAUAUUAUACACCGAACGAAGUCAGCAUUCACAACACUCUGAAAGAUAUUUGGGUUUCGUUUCUUGGCAAAGUGUAUGAUCUUACCCCGUUAUGCAAAAAAUACGCAGGGGAUGUUCUGUUAAAGCCAAUCGUUGAAGCAGCGGGUAAAGAUAUAUCUCAUUGGUUUGAUCGCAAAACAAAAGAGAUUCGAACUUGUGUUGACCCAGAAACUAAUUGUGUGUUCCCAUACACUCCACGAGGACGGUUCAUUCACAUUCCACCAAAAUGCCCAAGAACAGACUGGGACAAUGAUUUUGGACGACCAUGGUGGAGAGACGAGUCUUUCUGUAUUGGUCGGUUGUCUGGAAAAACAACAAAAAUUAGGAUAAUAAACACUUUGACCUCCCAGGAACAAGUAUUAGAGGUUUGCUCUGAAGAAAUCCUGACAGAGAUCCAAGACCGUUAUAUCAACUAUAACCUGCAUGCAGGCAGCUACACCUGGAAAUACAAAGGGGUUAAUCUUGACAUGAAGAAGACCUUGGUAGAAAAUGGAAUCGCAGAUCAGAGUGAAGACUUUUAUCAACUUAGCAUUAAUGAAGAUCACUAUUUGCCUGCUAUACAUUUGUACUUCAAUGACGAUCUUACGGAAGCCUAAUUGUUAGGAAUUACUUUCAUAAAUAAUUGUAAAUAUUCAAAUAAAAAGUACCGAACAAAUGCAACUUGUAUUUAGUUAAAAUUUACUUGCCUUCGUGUUGAGUAUUCCUGGCUUGAUAGUCAAUUCAAGCUGAUGGUAGUUAUGUUGAAUA
Messenger RNA from Dendronephthya gigantea, 896 nucleotides. RefSeq names its product cytochrome b5 domain-containing protein 1-like. The coding region runs from base 83 to 745 and encodes 220 amino acids. The transcript is spliced from 4 exons. The record is from RefSeq and is a predicted model, not a curated record. NCBI's taxonomy places the organism in Eukaryota, Metazoa, Cnidaria, Anthozoa, Malacalcyonacea, Nephtheidae.